Messenger RNA from Cololabis saira (Pacific saury), 1217 nucleotides. RefSeq names its product keratocan (gene kera). The transcript has 3 exons. Gene Ontology annotation, molecular function: protein binding. The record is from RefSeq and is a predicted model, not a curated record. Lineage: Eukaryota; Metazoa; Chordata; Actinopteri; Beloniformes; Belonidae. Bases 161 to 1192 code for a protein of 343 amino acids.
ACCAAGGCUCCAUCCUCUCCGUCCAACCGGCGUCCGACCGGUGCAGAACUGAGAACGACGACACGAGUCAAGCCCACGCCAGACCGAGCUACAAAAACCAAACCUGAUUGGCUGCUGGAAGACGGCUCACACCAGUCGGGGAAGCAGGUUGAGCAUUAAAAUGGCCCUUCUCUGGAGUCUUCUCAGCAUCUGUUGCCUGGCGGGGUUCGUCAUCGGCCAGGAUAUGCCUUAUGAGGAGCUUCUGGCGCAGCUCAAAGCCUGCCCUAAAGAGUGCCGCUGCAACCCAGACUUCCCUCGCGCGAUCUACUGCGACAACAGAAGCCUGAAGAGCAUCCCCAACAUCCCUCCACACACGUGGUACCUCUAUCUGCAGAACAAUCUGAUCGAAACCCUGCCGUCAAGCGCCCUGAAGAACGCCACGCAGCUGCGCUGGCUGAACCUGAACCGCAACAAGAUCACGAGCGAAGGAGUGGACGCAGGUGUCCUGGGCGCCAUGACACACCUGGCGCACCUGUACAUGGACGACAACCUCCUGUCUGCCGUGCCGUCUCCACUCCCGGCCAGCCUGGAGCAACUCCGUCUGUCUCGCAAUCGCAUCUCAAAGAUCCCCGCCGGCGUCUUCGCCGGUCUGGAAAAGCUCAACCUCCUGGACCUCCAGGUGAACAAGCUGAUGGACGACGCCGUGACGGAGGUGAGCCUGAAGGGUCUCAGCGGCCUGGUGCAGAUGAACCUGGCCAAGAACCAGCUGAGCAGCAUGCCUCCGGGACUGCCAGCCACCACCACCCAGCUGUUCCUCGAUGGAAACAACAUCGAGAAGAUCCCAGCCGACUACUUUAAAGGUUUACCAAAAAUGGCCUUUCUGAGGCUUAACCACAACAAGCUCGAGAGCACCGGCGUUCCCAAAGACGUCUUCAACGUCUCCAGCAUUCUGGAUUUACAGCUGUCCCACAAUCAGCUGACCGAGGUUCCUCUCAUCCCCUCAGGCCUCGAACACCUUUACCUCGACCACAACAACAUCGCAAGUGUCAGCGGCUCCAACGUCUGUCCCGUCUCCAUCGAAGCCAUGGACGACAACUCCAACGAGAGCGCGCCUCGGCUGCGCUACCUCCGAUUGGACGGCAACCAGAUCAACCCGCCGAUCCCCCGGGACGUCAUCCUGUGCUUCCGCCUCCUCAGGUCCAUCGUCAUCUAAACCGUGACGUCAGCCGGUUGUGCGA